Schistosoma curassoni is the source of this 5888-nucleotide messenger RNA. The record is from the annotation of a GenBank genome assembly. NCBI's taxonomy places the organism in Eukaryota, Metazoa, Platyhelminthes, Trematoda, Strigeidida, Schistosomatidae.
AUACAAUACAUAUUCAAUAGUUUUGUUUAAAUUAAUAAACUGAACAACAAUAAUGAUAAUAAUGGUCUUAUUCAUUGUCAACUGGCAUAUAUUGAACAUUUGAAUACGUUUAUCAUAUAUAAAUAUAAUUUAAAAGUACAGACUUAUAUUAGUAAUUAACUUUCAUAGUUUCAUUAGUGAAGCUCACAAAAUGAAUGUUUAACAUGUGGAUAAAUACACGUAAAUUCAGUCCCACAGUUACAAAGUAACGACUAAGUAUAUCAGAUCCCUGAUAAUUCAACCAUAUAUACAUUUAUAAUCUGGAGUUAUCAAGUUGAUAUCUGACAUACUUGUAAAUCGAAAGAAUCUUCGAAAUGACGACAUUUCUUGUCAGUGUUCUUCCAUGAAGUUAACUUCACUAUAAAAUCUAAAGUGUGCUCUUCUUCAUUGAGGAGGAUUUAGCCUAACGGAUACAAAACCUAACAUCUAUCUUUCAUCCAGUGAAAAUAUUGAAGAUAAACGUGGAUCUACGACGCAAACAAGAUGGAUUCACACUCAUAGUCCUAAUUUUUCUGAACACAUAUCCAUAAAGUCGGCCAAGUGUGGCACUCGCGGACUAUGAUAUUUCGGAUAGAAGGUAAACCUUUUUAUUGUUGAGUUUUAACUCAAUUAGUUAGACAUAUGCGAUCAUAGUUAUUUUACUAAUACUCGUUUAUUUAAUACCAUUCAGUUUAAAGUUGAAUAUUCAACUAUCAUCAUUUUAUUGUAUGAAUUCAGAGAAAAAGAAGGUUCUAAAAGCCUUCGAAACAACAUAUGUUCAAUGAAACGCAUUAAAUUUGUUUAAGAAGGGAUACUUUUACUCAUCAGUUUAUUGAUUAUUGGGGAUAAAUAGUUAUAGUGAAAGUAGAAAAAGACUUAUUUUAUGGCAUCAAUCAAGACAUUAAAAAUAGAUAUAUGUAAAGGCUUGUAUUGUAUUGAACUUUCUACAUUCCUCAUAUAGUAAAUCGUAGAAUGUAUGUGGUAUCAAUGUGAUAUUGAAUCCAAUUUCCAGGAAAAGUAACGUCACCACGAUGAAGUAAUUCAGUGUUAGUCGUUUAAGAGAACGGUGGUUUAGAUGCAUGUAGUUUCGAAGAGUUUUUUUACUAAGGUUUCGGAUAUUCACGUUUCUCAAUAAAGCUAUUCCAAAAGUUUUCGUAUUUAGUAUUGAUAGUUUCAUAAAGUGACGCAGAAACGGAUUGAAUUUCUUAAAUACCACAGGAUACUUGAUAAGUUUAAAAAAAGUUUUUUCCGAAAACAUGAUAUAUUAGAGCUAUGUAAUCGUAUUCUUAAGUAUUUUUUUCGCUCAAACUUCAUUAUUAUUUUUUUGCUGCAGUUCAAGUCCGAAUCAAUUCGUCUCUCAUGAUAUGGGCAAACGGAACAAAUUUAUUUAUUAUAAUCAUUAACGAACCAUUCUUUUUGACAUACAACCAGUCAGUAAAUAAAGAUAGAAUAUAAUGAUAAAGGAGUGAAUAAUGUCUGUAAGCAUCAGUGUGAGAGUUGUGUUGGAUCGACUUUCAUUUGAAACUGACAUAUCAGUCUAUAGGAACUGAAGCUUGUAAAUCCCACGGGCGGGAUCGUGGAUGCACACUGCUGGGGGGUCCUAUGCUAGGACGAAACGGCCUUCCAGCUCUUCCAGUUUUUAAAUGGUGGUCAAGCUUUAUUUGACUCACGAACUUAGCUAUUAAAAUCACCAUAAUUUCCACAAAACUCCUGAUAAAAAUCAAUAGAAACAUACAAUAAUCACUAAUUUAAAGUUAGUUUUUUAAAGGUACUCAAAUAUUUAUUUAAAAACAGAUAUUUAGCUACAUAUUGUAGACUGCUAUACCGAGAACGUAUAUUCAUGAUCAAGGAUGUGGUUUGAAUGUCAACUGUCGAAGAUCCCUAGUCAGCUAAUGUAUCAUUCUGUUUUACAUCAUUCUUACAUUUGUGAUAACACUAAACUAAAACGUAAUCUAGUCAUUUCUUAAAUUUUCAUAACUACAUAUUGUGAAUAGCUUGAACAUCUGAACUAAUCGAAAAGUUAAUAAAUGUCAAACGCCCUAGAGCUGUAUUAUACUAUUUAAUGAAUUGAACUAAUUUAGUGUUUCAAAGAACAUUACAAGAAAAUAACGAUGAUCUUAUCAAUUUCCUUUGUCAUUAUUGAUUUUCUACAUCACCCUAUCCACAAGAUAUUUUGUUCAUAGUCUAUAAUAACAUUCUAACGUGAAAAAAGUGAUUACAUAAUUGAUAGGGUGGAUUGAUUAUCUUAGAGAUCAACAUCGGGUAGUGAGAACACUUCAGAGACUAUUUAUGUCCUUUUGAGUAGUGUAGACGAUUUACUGACGCAUGGUUAUCCAACGAAAAUAACAAUUGAAUUGACAGUUACUCAGGAAUCAGUGAAGUUAUCUUAUUUGAUUCAUAGGACAAAAUGGUCAGUUUUAACAUCACUGACUAAGAUACGAAGGGAUUGAGGUCAUAGUACCAGGCAGUUCACGAUUUUCUUUAGGAUUAUUGACAUGUUCGUUAUCGAAUAAUGACUUGCACAAAAUCAAUGUCCAGGUAGUCGUAUCAGUUAAUUGUAAUCAAAUGAAAUUAUCACUAAACCAACAAAUACUAACGUUUUAUAUCGUAACUUUUUAAUACUAAUACCAUUUGUCAUCAGAUUUGUUUUUGUUCAAUUUUAAUUAUUAACAAAAUCUUUUCCAGAUCUUCUGCAAUGUCUUCACUUCUAUUACUAUUUGCUCUAUUCGAGGGCAUGUGUGGUUUUGUUUUACCGAUAUGCUCUGCCUUUCGUGUGUCCAGUAUAUCACAAAAACGAUAUUACUAUGAAAAUUUUUUAAUAUUUCAAUAUUGUUUAUCCAUUCUGGCAUUGGCUUAUCUACAAUCAUUAAUAUUCUAUUAUGAUCGUAAAGAGAAUUUACGUCAUAAACAAGAAAUUGUAUUUAUGAAUCAAAUAAAUGAAGCUAGACGAAGAUGGCCAAAUCAUCAUAGUUCACCAGAAGAAACUGAAAAUAAUCUUAUAAAUAACCAUCAUACUACUACUAAUACUACUACUACUAAUAAUAAUAAUAAUAACAUAAAUAAUUAUGGAGAAAAUCAAUGGAAUUUACAAUUACAAAAAAAUGAAGAUAAAUUACGUUUGGUUACAUUUAUUCAUGAUACACAUGAAUUAUCUACCGAUAGUCAUAGUGAUUCGACACCGAUUCAUAUGGAUUCUACAAAUAUGAAAUAUUUGGAAGAUCGAACACGUUUCAUUGAUCAAUAUGAUGAUAAUAUUAGUUCAAAUGAAGACGAAGAGAAUCCAUUCGAAGAAAACCAUAAAUUAUCAAACAAUAAGUCGAAUCAAAAUGAACAAAAGUCUCCAACUCUAAAUGUUAAAUUUGCUAACUCUGUCACACCCCUGACUAAACAGAAUGACAAUGUCAAUCACAAUCGGAAUAUUCACAAUAAUAAUAAUGAUAUUAAAAGCAAUAAUAAUAAUAAAGGAAAAGAAGGGGAAGAAAAUACAAUUAUUAUUAUUGAUCCUAUUAAUGUUAAUAAUCAUGAAAUUAAAACAAAUAAUAAUAAUCGAUGGAAUAAAAUGAAUCUACAACUUAGCAGAAUAAACAUUUCCAAUGAUAAUAAUAGUCCUAGUAAUAAUGAAUGCGAUCAUACCAUUGGUGGUGAAAAUAAUCAUAGUAAUACUACUACUACUACUACUACUAAUAAUAAUAAUAAUAAUAGUAACAAUACUGAUAUUAAUGAUUUACAAAUUAUGAGAGCAGAUGAUGUUUAUUUUACUUUAAACAAAGUUAAACUAUGCAACAGUUUUAAUCAUCAUGCCUCUGGCAUAAAGGAUAGUAGUGAUGUUAGUCAAAGUAGAUAUAACUCGACAAGGAGGCCUAACAAAAAUAAUUGUUUGGCUGUAAAAGCAAAAAAUGUGAACACAUUUAAAUCGAAGAAAAAGCGAAUGACAUCAUGUUGCGGUGAACGGUCAAGCAGUCCGGCACAACCUGGGUCAUUUUAUCCAUUAGCAAUUCUUUUCGGUGAUAAACCAAGAGUAUCUAGACGUGAAUGUUAUUUUUCACGAGACACAGAAGGCGUUAAUUUGUAUUUGCGUUUAGGAGCUGUGGGUUUUGGUUUCGGAGUAAUGAUAUUCGAUGGCUUUAAAAUAGCAGAACCAUGGGAGGAAGGAGCUAAUUCAGUGGUUUCAUGUCAUGGGCAUUUAUGGAUUCCGUUACAUUUACUUCAUUUUGUCUACGUGUUUUGGCAAACAUACUUCUUAUUUAAACAUCAUCGGGUUGUAUUCAAUGUACAAAAAUUUGUUUUACGUUUUCUUUUAUGUCAUUUGGCUGUGGCUAAUUUAUGUCAAUGGUUAAAAACAAUUGUCGAUGAAAUUGGUAGUGAACCAGGACAUGAUGAAGAGUUAAUAUCGGAUUCGACUAUAGUUUUUCCAUCGGAAUAUUUUUUAGACGCAAAAAUAUCACAUAAUAAUACAACUUUGUAUGGAUAUACAAAUGGAGAAAAGUUAUCAACUUUUAAUUUGACUAAUUUAGCAAAUAUGGUUUUAUUAAAUAGAAAAAAACAUCAUGCUAAUGUAAAAUCUCACCAUACAAGUUAUGAUAACUCAACUAUUCAUGCAGCUGAACAAGCAGUGUUAGGUUGUGGAGUAACGGUCAAAUAUUUGGCUCCAUAUUUGUUUCCAUGUGCAAUUGAAUAUAGCUUAAUAGCUGGUGCAAUAUUUUAUAAAAUGUUUGAAAAAGUUGGACAUGUACGUAAAGAAUCGGAACGCUUAGAAAAAUUGCGUAAAGCUAAUCCCAAAACAAGUCAAUUCUCUGAAUGUCAUCGUUCACAUAAAGGUUUAUUUGUUGGCCUAUUAAUAUUUAUGGCAACAUUAGUUGCAAUGAGUCUAUUUUUUAUAUUUAUUGUGAAACGUGAUCGACGGAAUACAGCUAUAACAUUAUAUCAAGGAACUGAACUAGUUCUAUUAUCUGUUAGUACAGUGACAUGUUUAAUUAGUUUGUUUCGUUUACAAGCAUUGAAAUUAAGUGAUCUGUCCGAAGAAGUAGCGUUUGAUGAUAAUUUAUUAUUGAUUGGUUUGGUUGGGAUGUUAUUCUAUGAUUUAUUCCUAUUAGUGCCCGCUUUAGAAGCUAUACCGAAUGGUGUAAUUGCAGCCAAAUUAUAUGCGGCUAAAGCUAUCAUGGAAAUGAUUCAGUCUAUGCUACAAGUGUUUUUCAUUUUGGAAGCAUCUCGAAGAUGCGCUGGAACAUUAGAACAUGUACAAAAAAAACCAGGACGUACAAUGAUUACAUUUUUAUUAGUAUUAAAUUUAGCUAUGUGGUUUGUGAAUACAUUCGAAGUGAAACACGCAGAUAAUCAUAGUAUACAUAUAAAUUAUUAUUCAUCUAUGGCAUGGAAAAUUAUUACACAUAUAGCAUUACCUUUAAUUGUAUUUUUUCGUUUUCAUUCCACAGUUUGUUUAUCUGAUAUUUGGGCAAAUGCUUAUCGUUUUAGAACAGAGUAAAUGAAAUUGUGUUAUAUCUAUUUUUCAUUUUCUUCUUCUUUUCAUUAGUUAUUUGAAUUUUCUUCUAUUAAUCAGUUAUUCAUUUUCAAUGUGAUACAAUAUCAGAUAGAGAACUUACUUUUAUUGAUAGAAAUGAAUCAGAAUAUUACUGAAUAUAUAAUGAGCUUAUAUCCAUAGGAAAUGUGCUGAAAUGUAGUCUUAUGUAAAAACUAUUCUUUAUGUUAAACAGAUGUAAUGAUAUUUAGUAAAAUUAUGUUCUUUCUUUGUAAUAUCAUGUUUCAAAUUAUUUCCUUUAUUGUUCUAUAUAUUCUAUGUGCCAAUGAAAGCCACAUUCACGUUGAUGUUGUGUAUAUGAAAUCUUUUAAUAUAUAUAUAUAUAUAUAUAUAU